GCUGAAGAAAGGAAGUAGAAGCUCUUUGUGGUUUAGUGUCUCUGCAGUGCAUUUAAACCUGCAGUUUGAUCAAAGCUGUUACGAACGAAAGACAAUGGAGAAGAUCUUGUUCUUUUGUGUUUUUUUGUACAGGAUUCUUCAGAUCACUUCUAGCGAUGUUUCAGGACAUAAUGUGACUCUGUUAAGAUUCCAGCUGAACGGAAACAUCAGUCUGAAGUGUAACAUGAUCCCCAGUUUAGACAUCAUAACCUGGUAUCACCAGGAUCCUGAUUCUGGACAACUAAAAAAGAUACUGAUGUCUGUCAACGGCGACAUGUGGGAAAGCCAUCAAAUCGAUCGUCAGAGACAGAGGCUCAUAGCAAUGGACAAAGUCUCUCUAGUUAUUACAGAUCUAAAAGAGUCAGAUUCGGGUCUUUAUUUCUGUGGAAGAAGUUUCAGACAUUCAGUGACGCACUUUGACAAACCCAUCAGACUACAGCUCGAGGACAAGCUGACAGGCAGAGAGGACUCAGUUCAUUCUGUCACAGAACCGCCAGAAGAUGUUGAGAUCACAGAUGGAGUGACGGUGACGGAGCGUGUGGUGAUAUUCAGUGGUGUUGGACUUGCUGUGUUUCUGUUUUUUCUGACUACAGUCGUCACAGGAGGAAUCAUUCACUAUAACGGCUGGCGGAAAGGAUGGGCCGCAGCCAAACGUGCUGGUCUGACUGAUCAAAAAUCAGCUAAAUGACACAUUUGUGCGCUUUAUUUUACACUCUAUCCCAAUAGUCAGCAAUUUUGUAUGUAUAAACAUUCUUAAAUUAUGGUACAUUUACUGGAGGAGCAAAAUGACUUCAUUUAUUAAAGGGUUAGUUCACCCAAAAAUGAGAUUUCUGUCAUUAAUUACUCACCCUCUGUGCAAAAACAAAACAAAAAUAAUGACUUUAUUCAACAAUUUCAUCUCUUCCCUGUCAUUCUCAUACACUGUUUAUGUUGUAGAUGCAGUGCAGCGCUUCCAGGUUCUACAUCAGAACACUGUCUUAGUAUAGAGGAUAUGCACUUUCCCACUGAAACACGACCCUCAGCUGGACUGAGUGGCAAAAGAGCUGCUGCAUGACUGGAUUAUAUAGGGAAAAAUACAAAAAUGCGAUUAAAACAAACAAUUAUCAGUUUAAACUAAAGGUUGGACUCAAUGUGAGACACCUAAACGAGUGUCGCAUCUGUCUUUUCAUGUGAUUGAAAUGCCUCAUGCCUUGCAUAAAAGGUUUAUUCCUAAAGAUAAUGAAGAAAAUAAAUUUGCAUGAUGUUGUCAAAA
This is a messenger RNA of Megalobrama amblycephala (Wuchang bream), 1291 nucleotides long. RefSeq lists its product as uncharacterized. The coding region runs from base 95 to 727 and encodes 210 amino acids. The transcript is spliced from 4 exons. NCBI's taxonomy places the organism in Eukaryota, Metazoa, Chordata, Actinopteri, Cypriniformes, Xenocyprididae. The record is from RefSeq and is a predicted model, not a curated record.